This is a messenger RNA of Hipposideros armiger (great roundleaf bat), 1438 nucleotides long. It is a transcript of the gene AKR1B1, whose product is annotated as aldo-keto reductase family 1 member B. Gene Ontology annotation, molecular function: oxidoreductase activity. The transcript has 10 exons. Bases 104 to 1054 code for a protein of 316 amino acids. The record is from RefSeq and is a predicted model, not a curated record. NCBI's taxonomy places the organism in Eukaryota, Metazoa, Chordata, Mammalia, Chiroptera, Hipposideridae.
AAGCGUACCCGCCCCCGUCCCCCUCGGCCGAGGUUACUUAAAGGUCCGCGCCGGCGCCACCGCGGCGUGGGUCUUGGGUGAGGGUCUGUGGAGGUCGGUCGCCAUGGCCAACCACCUCGUGCUCUCCAACGGCGCCAAGAUGCCCAUCCUGGGGCUGGGCACCUGGAAGUCCCCUCCAGGCAAAGUGACGGAAGCUGUGAAGGUGGCGAUUGACCUGGGGUACCGCCACAUUGACUGCGCGCUCGUGUACCAGAACGAGCACGAGGUGGGCGUGGCCAUCCAGGAGAAGCUCAAGGAGAAGGCGGUGAAGCGGGAAGACCUCUUCAUCGUCAGCAAGCUGUGGAGCACGUACCAUGAGAAACACCUGGUGAAAGUGGCCUGCCAGAAGACGCUGAGCGACCUGAAGCUGGACUACCUGGACCUCUACCUUAUCCAUUGGCCAACAUGCUUCAAGCCCGGAAAUGAAUUUUUCCCGUUGGAUGCCAAAGGCACCGUGAUUCCUGGCAGCACCAACUUUCUGGAAACAUGGGAGGCCAUGGAAGAGCUGGUGGAUGAAGGGCUGGUGAAAUCUAUUGGGAUCUCCAACUUCAACCAUCUCCAAAUUGAGAAGAUGUUAAACAAACCUGGCUUAAAACACAAGCCGGUGGUUAACCAGAUCGAGUGCCACCCAUACCUGACUCAGGAGAAAUUAGUCCAGUAUUGCCAGUCCAAAGGCAUUGUGGUGACUGCUUACAGUCCCCUGGGCUCCCCCGACAGACCCUGGGCCAAGCCUGAGGACCCUUCCCUCCUAGAGGAUCCCAGGAUCAAAGCAAUAGCUGACAAGUACAAAAAAAGCACAGCCCAGGUUCUGAUCCGGUUCCCCAUACAGAGGAAUUUGGUCGUGAUCCCCAAGUCUGUGACGCCCGAACGCAUUGCUGAGAACCUGCAGGUCUUUGACUUUGAACUGAGCCCGGAGGAUAUGACCACCUUACUCAGCUACAAUAGGAACUGGCGCAUCUGUGCCUUGGUGAGCUGCACCUCCCACGAGAAUUAUCCCUUCAAGGAAGAGUUUUGAAGCUGUACGUGCCUGCUCUUCCCACGUAACCUGCUGCUGUUCAUCCUGCCUCAUUCUCCCUGUGUGUAGAGUAGUGUGGCCUGUGUCCCUCAGCGGUGGGUCAGCGACCUGCGGCGGAACCAGCGAGGGCUCGGCCAGCUUGGUGUUGGGUCUGAAGAGCAGUAUCGGUAGAUUAGAAGCCUCUUCCAGUUUUCUUUGCCCUUCUUGUCUAGCUGGGGAAAGUACAGCCUCAGUAUCGUUUUCUGACUAUGUUAAAUCUACCAAGUGAAAAAUAGUGCCACUAACAAUUGGGUUUUGGCUGCUUGGAACUGUAACCCUUUCAGUCAGACUUCUUGCCUCAAAUAAAAAGUACUUUUGUGAGCUUAAUGCUGCUCGUUGUUGAAA